CAGUACAAUUUGGUUCAACAAGUUUUGGUGAAGAAGACAUCAUGCCAGAAAAGAAACCAUUUGAACGGCUGCCAAAGGAUGUUAUACCCACCAAUUACAACAUCCGACUGAAGCCAAACCUGAAAACCUUCACAUUCGAUGGGUAUGAAGAAAUUGAUAUCCAGAUAAAAAAGGCUACCAGUACAAUCACUCUCAAUUCCGCCGACAUUGAAAUCAAGGAAGCAGUUUUCCAGAAGGGAGGCGGAGGAGACAGCAGCACAAAGGGUGAGAUAACUUACCAGAAAGACGAUGAAAAAGUUGUCGUUUCCUUUUCCUCGGCACUACAGCCAGGGACGGGCUGUUUGAAGCUGACGUUUAUCGGGGAACUCAACGACAAGAUGAAAGGUUUUUACAGAAGCAAGUACAAGGCGGCUGAUGGAACCGAUUGUUACGCAGCUGUCACACAGUUUGAGGCAACUGAUGCCCGAAGAGCAUUUCCCUGCUGGGAUGAACCGGCUGUGAAGGCGACGUUUGACAUCACGUUGGUUGUUCCCAAAGAGAAAGUCGCCCUCUCCAACAUGCCAGUGAAGACAGAGUCGUCGGAUAAAGACCCGGACUGUCGCGUGGUGACCUACGAACGCACGCCCAUCAUGUCGACAUAUCUGAUGGCGUUCGUUGUCGGCGACUACGAUUUCGUCGAGGGCAAGGACUCCGACGGGGUUAUUCUCCGUGUGUACACACCGGUCGGGAAAAAAGAACAAGGCCAGUUCGCACUCGAUGUUGCAAUCAAAACUCUGCCAUUUUACAAGAAUUACUUUGGUAUUGCCUACCCAUUGCCAAAAAUUGACUUGAUAGCUUUGGCUGACUUUGCUGCAGGAGCGAUGGAAAACUGGGGACUGGUGACAUAUCGAGAGACUGCGUUGCUCGUCGACCCGGAACAUUCGUCAGCUAAAAUAAAACAGUGGGUGGCGCUCGUGGUCGGACACGAACUAGCGCAUCAGUGGUUUGGAAACCUCGUCACUAUGGAAUGGUGGACCCACCUCUGGCUGAAUGAAGGUUUUGCGUCGUGGAUCGAGUACUUGUGUGUGGAUGAGUGUUUCCCAGAGUACGACAUCUGGACGCAGUUCGUCAAUCAGGAUCUCGGACGAGCUUUAGAGCUUGAUGCACUUCACAACAGUCACCCCAUCGAGGUCCCUGUGGGACACCCGUCGGAAGUGGACGAGAUAUUUGACGCCAUCUCCUACAGCAAGGGCUCGUCUGUGAUCAGGAUGCUCCACGACUACAUCGGGGACAAAGAUUUCCGAUCCGGCAUGAAUGCCUACCUGACUAAGCACCAGUACAAGAACGCAUGGACGGAGGACCUGUGGUCAGCGCUGGAGGACGCCAGUAAGAAACCCGUCGCCGCCAUGAUGACCACCUGGACCAAACAGAUGGGAUUCCCCGUACUGAAGGUGACUGACUCCCAAGAUGGUGAUAAACGAACUCUCAAAAUAACCCAAGAGAAGUUCUGUGCCGAUGGCCUGAUUCCAGCUGGUUGUAAGUCCAAGUGGAUGGUUCCUAUCGGUGUGAUCACACCCAGCAGUCCGGAAAAACCCGUCAAGACCAUCGUUCUGGACGACGCCUCCGUUACCGUGACGAUAGAUGGGGUCAAGUCCACUGAUUGGAUCAAGAUCAAUGCAGGAACAGUGGGGCCAUAUCGAGUCCAGUACACAUCAUCCAUGUUGGACUUGUUGAUUCCAGCGAUCCGCGACCAAACAUUGCCUCCCCGCGACCGACUCGGACUUCAGAGUGAUCUGUUUGCUCUCGCACGAGCGGGCAUGGUGUCGUCGGUGGACAUUCUGAAAGUGGUGGAGGCGUACGCGAAUGAAGACAACUACACCGUGUGGACUGACCUCUCCCAGAACCUGUCGGGUCUCGCUCUGCUGCUGCAGUACACAGACGCCUACGACAACUACAAAUUGUUCGCCAAAAAACUCUUCCGAACGAUCGCCAAGAAAGUCGGCUGGGAUGCCAAGAACGAUGAAGGUCAUCUGGUUGCCAUGCUACGCGGUCUGGUGUUAACAAAAAUGGGUCGCUAUGGUGACGACGAGACGGUUGCCGAGGCGCGGAAACGGUUUGCCGAUCACGUCAGUGGGACCAAGGUUUUACCUGCCGAUCUCAGAGGACCAGUUUAUACAACAGUGUUAACUCACGGAGAUGCGUCCGACUUUAAAAAGAUGUUGGAGCUGUAUGACAAGGCAGAUAUGAUGGAGGAGAGAGACAGAAUUGGAAGAUCUCUCGGCGCGGUCGACAAGGAAGACUUGAUUCAGAAAGUGCUCGACUUCGCUCUGUCGGACAAGGUUCGUUCCCAGGACACCGUGUUUGUGCUGUGUUCUGCAGGGGGAUCGGUCAAGGGCAGACAACUGAUAUGGAAGUUUGUUCAGAAGAACUGGACAACGUUUCAUGACAGAUACAAGAGCGGGUUUCUUCUCUCUCGACUCGUUAAAUCAUCAACUGAGAAUUUUGUGACAGAAGAAUUGGCUAAGGAUGUGGAGAAAUUCUUUGCCGAUCAUCCUGCUCCAGCUGCUGAACGAACGAUCCAACAAUCGUGUGAGAAUAUUCGUCUGAAUGCACGAUGGAUGGAACGCGACUCGGCGAAGGUCAAGGAAUUCUUGAAAAGUCACAAAUAGAACUGUUUAUUUCUUCCAUUUGAUGAAAUCACGUAGAACCACAGUCAGACAUUCAUUUACAUUUUAACUGGGAGCUUUAUUAAUGGAUCGAGCAACUGGCAUCCAUUUGUUGUACCUGUGUGGUGUACCUCUAUUCUGUGAAUUGAAAAAUAAUUUUCAGUCAAAUAA
Messenger RNA from Gigantopelta aegis, 2816 nucleotides. Its product is annotated as puromycin-sensitive aminopeptidase-like. Gene Ontology annotation, biological process: peptide catabolic process; proteolysis. Gene Ontology annotation, cellular component: cytoplasm. Gene Ontology annotation, molecular function: zinc ion binding; peptide binding; metalloaminopeptidase activity. The transcript is spliced from 21 exons. Bases 42 to 2648 code for a protein of 868 amino acids. The record is from RefSeq and is a predicted model, not a curated record. Lineage: Eukaryota; Metazoa; Mollusca; Gastropoda; Neomphalida; Peltospiridae.